CUCGCGGGGAAGACCCGGAGAAGGUUCAUCGCCCAAGAAAUGGCGCCCGCGGGCUACUGCGCAUGCUCGCGCCGUGACCCCCGCCUGAGGUGAAGGCUCGAGCCCAAGCCGGGGGGGCCCCGGCGCUGAGGUUGAGGGACUCGCUACGGCUCUGUCGCCAGAGAGGGAGGGCCCUGCUGCCGUCGGUCAGAAGUCAAGUGGGAUUCUUUGACACCUCCACAUCCUGGUCCCCGCCCAGCUAGGGCAGUGCCAGCGCCAGCUUGGACACGAGGACGGAGCCCCUGGACUCCCAAGUUCCUUGCCAGGGAGGAGGAGAAAUCCAUCUGCCUGGGACUGAGUGUGGCCUGAGGGACAGGCCAUAGGUCCUGGAAUGCCCCUGCCUGAGGCCAGUGAGCAGGAGGGCGAGAGCGUGAAGGCCGGCCAGGAGCCAUCCGUGAAGCCUGGCCAGGAGCCAUCUGCUGAUCCAGGCACGGAUGUCAUCCCGGCAGCCCCCAGGAAGCCCAAGAAGUUCUCCAAACUGGUCCUGCUGACAGCCUCCAAAGACAGCGCCAAAGUGGCAGGGGCCAAGCGCAAAGGCGUGCACUGCAUCAUGUCCCUGGGGGUGCCUGGCCCCGCCACCCUUGCCAAGGCCCUCCUCAAGACCCACCCCGAGGCCCAGCGGGCCAUUGAGGCGGCCCCCCAGGAGCCGGAGCCGAAACGCAGCAAGCUGGAUGCGGGAGUGUCUGAGGGCAGUGGCACCGCGUCUCCGGGUGGCUGCUGGCAGAGGUUCAAGGCUUUGGCCCCAGCUGCGAGAUGA
Propithecus coquereli (Coquerel's sifaka) is the source of this 796-nucleotide messenger RNA. Its product is annotated as FLYWCH family member 2-like. Lineage: Eukaryota; Metazoa; Chordata; Mammalia; Primates; Indriidae. The transcript has 4 exons. The coding region runs from base 371 to 796 and encodes 141 amino acids. The record is from RefSeq and is a predicted model, not a curated record.